Molecule: messenger RNA, 1470 nt
Organism: Acanthamoeba castellanii str. Neff
Lineage: Eukaryota; Discosea; Longamoebia; Acanthamoebidae
Product: lysosomal ProX carboxypeptidase
Exons: 12
Coding region: 1-1470 (489 amino acids)
Biological process (GO): proteolysis
Molecular function (GO): serine-type exopeptidase activity; dipeptidyl-peptidase activity
Source: RefSeq, a predicted model, not a curated record
AUGGAGCAGCGGAGAAAGGAGACGUGCGUCUGGGGCCUUGUGGUGGUCCUCGCCUGCUUGGCCGUGGUCUCGGUGGUCGACGGCGCCAUUCUGCCGGGAGGCGCGCCGCCGGUCUACCGCACCCUCUACUUCGACCAGACGCUCGAUCACUUCAACUUUGCGACCAAACCGGCCACCUACAAGCAGCGCUUCCUCAUGGCCGACGACUACUGGCGCGGCUCCUACCCCGGAGGCUGCCCAGGUCCUAUUUUCUUCUACACGGGCAACGAGUCGCCGGUGACGGACUACUACGCCGGAGCGGGCUUCUUCACGCAGGUGCUUGCGCCCAAGCACAACGCCCUGCUCGUCUUCGCCGAGCACAGGUACUUCGGAGAGAGCAUGCCGUUCGGGUCCAAGUCGUUCGAUCCCGAGAAGAUCAGCUACCUGUCGCCCGAGCAGGCGCUGGCCGACUACGCCGUGCUCAUCACGCACCUCAAGGAGACCCUGCCGCACGCCAAGAACUGCCCCGUGUUCGCCUUCGGCGGCAGCUACGGCGGCAUCCUGACGGCUUGGUUCCGAUCCAAGUACCCCGACAUCGUCAUGGGCGGCCUCUCUGCCUCUGCACCGCUGGCGUUCUACGGCACUGGCAUCAGCCCGUACGCGUUCACUGACAGCGCUUCGGACACGUUCGCCCAGGCGCGCCCUGGCUGCGCGCCUCUGGUCUCGCGGGCCUUCGACGUGCUCCAGAAGCUCUCCGCCACGUCGGACGGCCGCGCGCGCUUCUCCGCGGCCUUCAAGCUCUGCAGCCCGCUCAACUCGCAGGCGGACGCCGAGGCCGUUAUCAACUGGGUGGACAGCGGCCUGAUCGGCAUGGCCAUGCUCGACUACCCCUUCGCCACCAACUACGGCAUCUCGCUGCCCGGCUGGCCCGUGAACAGGACGUGCGACCGACUCUUGGAGAAGGCCACCAGCAACGACGACGAUGUGCUGGCCGAGGCCUUCGCCUACGCCAUCGGAGUGUUCUACAACAACACCGGCGCCCACACCUGCUACGACAUCAACCGGGACGUGCCCGAUUGGGGCAAGUGCUGCGGCUGGGACUACCUGCACUGUACCGAGGUCUAUAUUCCGUCGGGCAGCUCUGGCAUCUUCCCUCGGGCGGCGUACAACCUCACGUCCGACAUCGCGCAAUGCCAGCAGCAGUUCGGUGUCACCCUCCGUCCCAACUGGGCACGAAUUCAAUUCGGCGGCUUCAACCUCACCUCGUCGAGCAACAUCAUUUUCUCCAAUGGCUUGCUGGAUCCCUGGCACACGAGCGGAGUGCUCCACUCCCUCUCCGACUCACUCGUAGCGAUCGUUAUUCCUGAGGCGGCGCACCACCUCGACCUCUGGGCGCCUUCGCCCGAGGACCCGGUCUACGUGCAGCGCGCGAGAGAGCAGGAGGCCAUGCUCAUCGAGAAGUGGCUCAACGAGUACUGGGCCAAGCUUUGA